This is a messenger RNA of Mollisia scopiformis, 2220 nucleotides long. RefSeq names its product putative Pescadillo like protein. NCBI's taxonomy places the organism in Eukaryota, Fungi, Ascomycota, Leotiomycetes, Helotiales, Mollisiaceae. The transcript has a single exon. The record is from RefSeq and is a predicted model, not a curated record. Gene Ontology annotation, biological process: maturation of LSU-rRNA from tricistronic rRNA transcript (SSU-rRNA, 5.8S rRNA, LSU-rRNA); ribosome biogenesis. Gene Ontology annotation, cellular component: nucleolus; PeBoW complex. Gene Ontology annotation, molecular function: RNA binding. Bases 41 to 2086 code for a protein of 681 amino acids.
GACUUAUUUUACGACACAAUUGACGACCAGAUCAAUCACAAUGGGACGAAUUAAGAAGAAGGGAGUCACUGGCCAGGCCAAGAACUUCAUUACCAGAACCCAAGCCGUACGAAAACUCCAAAUCAGUCUCCCCGAUUUUCGAAAACUCUGCAUAUGGAAGGGCAUAUAUCCUCGAGAGCCACGGAAUAGAAAGAAGGCAGCCAAGAACUCGAGCCAUUCGACGACUUUCUACUACACGAAAGAUAUCCAAUAUCUGCUUCACGAACCACUCCUCCAGAAGUUCCGCGAUCAAAAGGCGCUCGAGAAGAAGAUCUCCAAAGCCCUAGGAAGAGGGGAUGCGCACGACGCACAAAGACUCGAACGAAAUGCGAACCGGCCUGAGAAGACGGGAAAGACAAAAUAUACGCUCGACCAUGUCAUCCGAGAACGAUAUCCUACUUUUGUCGAUGCGCUGCGAGAUCUCGAUGACUGCCUGUCCAUGCUGUUCCUUUUCGCAAACCUCCCGUCCACAGAUACCGUUCCUGCAAAAAUGAUCGCAAGAUGCGAGCGAUUAUGUCUUGAGUUUGAACACUACUUAAUUGUGUCACACAGCCUGCGAAAGUCGUUCUUGUCGAUCAAAGGCAUUUACUAUCAAGCUACGAUUCAAGGCCAAGAUAUCCUGUGGUUGGUACCUUAUAGGUUCAACCAAAGAGUGACUGGGGACGUGGACUUCAGGAUCAUGGGGACAUUUGUGGAAUUCUACCAAACACUGCUUGGCUUCGUCAACUUCAGACUUUACACCUCAAUAGGUCUGGUAUACCCACCAAAGUUUGAUCAGACUCGUGAUGAUCUUGGCGCUGAAUUGGGAGCGUUUUCUUUGGAAGGCAAUGGGAUCGGUGCGAUUGAGCAACCAAAGCAGAUCACAAAUGGGAAGACAGCAAAGCCAGAUCCGAAGCUACAGAAGGAGAUCGACAAACUCAUGUUACGAUUGAACGAACCUGAGAAGGAAGCACAGGAACCGGCAACCAGUCAAACUUUGGCAGCGGAAGAUGAAGACGAGGAAGAAGAGCCGACAGAGACAAUUGAUAAGUUCGAGCCAGCAGCACCCGGUGGAGAUAUUUUACUGCAGCCCUCGUACUCCGCCACCGAUCCUUCAACCCUCUUCUCAAACUUUACCUUCUUCCUCUCUCGAGAAACUCCCAGACAACCCCUUGAAUUUAUCCUCCGAGCGUUUGGCUGUAAACGAAUUGGCUGGGACGCUGUCCUUGGUGAUGGCGCAUUCACAACCAAUGAGCUUGAUCCAUCAAUUACCCAUCAAGUCGUGGACAGACCACCGAUCCAGCUCCCUUCUGACGCUGAAGAAGAAACUGAAGAUAACCAGACUUCACAACGUAUCAGGCCAGGAGCCCGAGUGCCCGGUCGAACAUACGUUCAGCCACAAUGGGUCUGGGACAGUGUUAAUGAUGAGGAGCUCAAGAGACCGGAUAUCUAUGCUCCUGGCGCCUCACUCCCACCACAUCUUAGUCCCUUUGUAAAGAAAGUCAGAGGCCAAUACGAUCCAACUGCUCCUCUCAACGAACAAGAACGCGAGGACGAAGAGUUGGAGGUUGAUAGUGAUGCUGAGUCUGAUGCAUCAGACGAUGAUCUUGCUGUACAAGCUCCCAAAUUGUUAACAAUUGAGGAAGUCGACGCAACUGCCGAAGGUAUGGAUGUGGCUGGGUCUGAUGACGAUGGUUCCGACGAUGCCGAGGAAGAUGUUGAGUUUGGCGGAUUUUCUGAUGCUGACGAGGAAGAAGAGGAUGAAGGUGUAUCCGAGGCUUUACAGAGACAGCGCGAACUAGAAGCUGAAGCUACUGGAGUUCAACUAGAAGAAAAGGAGGUCGAUCCAAGAGCUAAGGCUAAGGUCGAUGCGCGAAAGAAAGCAGCGAAGAAGGCUAAGGAAGAGGAAGAGGAGUUGGAGAGAGCAAAGAUGAUGAUGAGCAGGAAGUCGAGAAAGGUCCUUGAGAAAAUGACUUAUAGCAACAAGCGAAAGGAUGUCGAGGCGGAGAAGUUAAGAGCCAAGAGGAGAAAAAUCGAGAAGUCAGGGAAAGGAGCUCGAGAUGUCUAAACUGGCGUAGUAUUAAAAGUGUGGCGUUGGAGGAUAUCUAUUGAGCGUUUCGUGGGCUGGCAUUAUAAAAUGCUUAGAAAGAUAGUUCACUAUCAAAUUCUAUGUGCUCUUUGUACUGUACCAUGAAAUUCGUA